AUGUCCACGAAACAAAUUCGCACAUGCAUUCGGGAUAUCCUGGGCUAUAUAGGAGAUGAAGACAGUAAUGACUGGCACAAGGGACGACUGAAAAAACUGCAAGUAACCACCUCAACCUUGUACAAUGUGUCGUUGUCAAAAGUGAUGCUGAAACAGAAUGAAGAAGCAGCACGGUGUCAUGUAUGUGCGUACCUUGCUGCAGAAAAGCUUUCUGAGAAGUAUGAGCCUGAUUUAAAAUAUCACAGAGAUAAAAUACCUCUGGAACCAAAAUCUGCGAGUAAAAUAUUGGAUAUCUUCAGAAAUUCCAUUUUACAAAGUUCGCCAGUUAAGAACAUUUCAUGGUCUCCAAGUCCCAAAAAACGGACUCCAGUAGUUAACGGUGGUAGAUUUACUGCGAUGGACCCUAAUGAGCUGCGGAGACAGCUUUUUGGAACUCCUACGAAGGCUAACGGUAUUAUUAAAGCUAUGCCUACCGAAGAUCUUUCAAGCUUCAAUAAUGAGAGUACACCCGAGAAUACUGAGUUUGUGGAGACAAGAAGAAAAUUGACAUUCGAGGAAGAGGACCCUGCGGAUGAAGCCCUGCCGUCUACGAGAAGGUCCGAGAGUCCUCACCCUCUCGAGACCGUAGCUAAGGGACCCUUGACUGCAUCAAAUGGCAUGCUGUCGGAUACAGUAGCCGAGACAACACCAAUGCCACCUACAACCCCGAAAAAGAGAGGCCGCCCACCAAAAUCCAAGACUCCCUCGCCCAAAAAGAUUCGCAUUCAAGGACGCCCCACGAAUUCCAAAAAAGACCGCGCCGAUUCAAACCGAGGUUGUCUUCUCUACAAAAAGUACUACAAAGUAACCCCCGCAGAGGUCAUCGAUUUAUGCAAUCAUUUCGAAAUUCCAGGUGAAGUGGCAUAUAAGAUUUUGGAUCAGUUCAGUGAGCAUGCAACGUAUCUCGUAUUCCCAUUUCAAUUGGUAUGUGGUCUGGUGUUAAACUGCUGUCAAAUAAUAUUUCAUACGCGACGCGCAAAGGAUCCCCGAAUUGACGAUUACCUAUUCAAGAAAAUGGCACUUCUUAUGAAAACUUCUGAUAUGUCUGAGAUAAAGGAAUCCCUUAGAAUCGUUAGAGAACUCAUAGAUGGUGAGAAGUGGUUCCGAGCGUUGAAAGUGAGCCAUAAUUAUUACGACGGUGUCGCCUACGAAGAAGCAAUUGCCAUAAGGUUGGGCAACAUGUUGCAGAGAACUACCAAUCUUGCUACCGACGAGCAAUUUGAGGCAUGGAAGCAUAAAAUCAUGACGGAUAUGUCCCUGAGAGACGGCUGA
Messenger RNA from Lachancea fermentati, 1311 nucleotides. The record is from the annotation of a GenBank genome assembly. Lineage: Eukaryota; Fungi; Ascomycota; Saccharomycetes; Saccharomycetales; Saccharomycetaceae.